CAGUUUCUUUUAAUAUCCGGCAACGCCAGACACUUACAGUUAUUUUUAAGGCGCGUGCAUUUUAUUAUGAUUAAAAUUAAUUCGCAAGUUUAAUUAUGGCAGCCUUAAUUACCAAAUCCAUUAAAAUAGUACAGUUCAAUGCUGAAAAUGUAAAAGCUUGUCCAAACAAGAUGAGCCCUACUUUCUGGAAGAGCGAUAGUGACAAAGAGGAAGCGGAGUCUCCAUGGGAAUUGACGAGCACAAAUCCCUUUCGAAAUAUGCUAGAGGACGAGCAAUAUUUAAAUCAGGAGCUAGAGUUGGAAAGUAAACUAAGUGCUGAGUGUCGCAUGAACAACUUCAUACAUCGCAUUCUAUCCCGCGAAGCAGUGCCGGAAUAUGCACUUUCGGAUGCAGUGUUCAAUGUGGAUAAGCCCAGAGAUGCUGUGGCUUUGGGUGAGGAGUUGCCUAUUGAGCCUCUGUCGGAGGAGUAUGUUGUCGGACAUCUGAUGAUAUUGGAGAUAAUCGAGGUGUAUAGUCCCUUUCAGUUCUGGUUCCACAAAUACAAGGACUCGCAAUUGCUCAACCAGAUGAACAGUCAAAUCAAUGAGAUUUUUUCUUCGGACCACGCCAUUAGGAAUUGGAAGCUACCCCCUUUCUUUAUAAAGCCCGGAUAUAUAUGCGCUGUCUGUUACGAGUUCAUCUGGCGACGUGCUCGCAUUGUCCACGGACCAGAGACGUACAAUAAGAAGGUAUCCCUCUAUUUGGUCGACUAUGGCAAGGCUAUAGAGGUGCCAACCGAGAAUCUCUAUUUUCUACAUAAAUCCUUUAUGGAUCAGCCGGCAUUGGCCAAGCGGGGCACACUGACUGAUGUGGUUCCCUUUCACUUCCACUGGCCAUCCGAUGUGACGGAGUUUUUCAGACGCCUGGUAACCAAUCGACAAUUGCAUGGCUGCAUUAAGGAUGUGGAUUUGGAUGAACGCAUUCUAUAUGUCAAUCUGUGGGAUACCAAUAACCAUCAGGUCACAGUCAGCUCAGAGCUGAUCAAGUCCAAACUGGCCGGUUCCAGUCGCAACUACUGCGAUGAAGUACGCGCUCAUAACAACGGACGUCAUUUACGCUAUGUGCGUGAGCUUCUGCCCACCUUUGAUAUAUUGGAGUCGCAGCUGUUUCCCACAGACUCCGAGACAUUCGAAAACCAGUUUGAUGAAAUCAUCUAUAAACCUGAAUUCUUGCGUGAUUUUCAACCGCCUGUACUUACAAAUCCGUUUCGACGUGGCCUUCAGGAUGCGCUGGUCGCUUGGUUGGAGAAAUUUAAGCCUGGGGAAAUAGCCUGGCGCAAACUCCAACAGAAUGCCAAGAAUAAUUAACAACUAUAACUUAACUAUAUUCAAUUUUUAUAUUACAUACUAGAUUUGUAAAUCAGUUUUUCAUUUGAUCUAACAAUUUACGUAUUAUAAUUCGAAUUUAAAUGACAACAGCCAGCUUAUAAUUUAAUCAAAUUUACAAAUAUGUAAUUGUUAUAAUACAUAUCAAUUUAUGCUUUACAAGCCGAAUUUAUUUGACAAUAAUUAAUCUGUAAACUAUCGCGGUAUUUUAAAUGGGCAACACAAUGUUAAAGUAUUAUAAUUCCCAUAAAAUUAUAUACAACUAAUAAUGAG
Molecule: messenger RNA, 1637 nt
Organism: Drosophila innubila
Lineage: Eukaryota; Metazoa; Arthropoda; Insecta; Diptera; Drosophilidae
Product: tudor domain-containing protein 5-like
Exons: 5
Coding region: 96-1346 (416 amino acids)
Biological process (GO): spermatogenesis
Source: RefSeq, a predicted model, not a curated record